Linum trigynum is the source of this 4698-nucleotide messenger RNA. NCBI's taxonomy places the organism in Eukaryota, Viridiplantae, Streptophyta, Magnoliopsida, Malpighiales, Linaceae. The record is from the annotation of a GenBank genome assembly.
UAUACUUGGGCUCUAAUUGGGAUUUUAAUUCGUGGUGUAGUAGUAGCAAGUCGGUCCCCAAGCUAACAUGUGACUUAAAUAUGCAACUUGAAGUCCCUAGGCUCUCCCAUCAAUUUGUUUCUUAGGAAACAUGUCACUAGUGACUAGAAAUGCAUGUUUCCAUGCUAACAUUCGAAUUGCUUCAGAAAUUCACGACUUGAACAUUCUAGAGUGAUUGGAGAUCGUGCAAGAAGCAAUAUCACCAUCCAUGGGUGUAGGUGAAACAAUCGAAUGCUUUACACGGUUAUUCUCUUUACUCUCUCCUCAAUCGUUAUUCUCUUUUUGUAAAUUUUUCUUUGGGGGUUGUAGCAACUUAAUUUUUUUUUAUUUGUCCAAGAUCGGGCAAGUAAGAGAGUCGCUUUUAGUGCUCUUUUCACCUACCUAUACCUCAGCCUCUUGUGGAGGGACCACAACAUGAAGAUGACCAACCUUCAUAUGAUAGGUAGCCAAAACUAAGUGGGGUGACUAAUGUGCAUCACCCUCUAAUUGGCACACGAUCGCUAAAUCACUAAAGUGCUAGUUUCGGGAAAUGGUAAACCUUGGACUCUCCAUAUUCCUUUCUCAUUCUUGUAGACCAUCUUGAGAUGUGUCUUGAGGGUCUCAAAUGUGAUCAGAAUGGUCCAUGUAUCCAAUCUUCUCCCCACAUUGCCAAAGUCUAUAUUGAGAUACUGGGCUAUGAGAGUGACGUAGACACCCCCAUGAAGGGUUGAGAGUCUGCUGUCUUUUUCAUACUGAUUUAGAAUCUUCAGAAUGGUGAGGCCUAGGUUAAAGGAACUCAGACUUUGCAUGCUCAAGAGGAAUGUAGCGUCUCUAGCAGUCAUAUUACCUUUGCUCCCAUACUUUCCACCCACGGAUCUAGAGAUAACGUGGUGAAUGAACCUCUAUUCCGGUUUCACUUCACUACCCUUCGACAGUUUCACAUCUCAUGCUCUUGCUCCAUGCACUUUAAGCUCUUCUUUGUAGAAAUAUCUGAAGUAUGUGAAAGCAUUCUCUAGAGUGAGGGCAACGAAGCAAUGGUGGAGUCCACGAACGCUGCAGGAUAAAUGUCAAAGGCCCUUAUAAACUCCUUGAUGGACAUUUGUUGGUGUAAUCCUUUGAGUUAGAAUUCAACAUUGGGGAACUUGUCUAUUGUGCCUUGAACAUCUUUAGUCAUCAGAGUGUUGAGAAACUUGAUUAAUACGAGACGGUUGAUCCUUUCCCGAAUGCUCAAGACCUUGAUCCACUCUGUCUUUACAAUCUUCGAGUGAAAUGGUUAGGUAUACAACCCUAUCACGUACUCAUAAUCGCGAUGCAUGUAAUUUCUAUACUACCUGCACCCAAUUACAAGUUAUUUGAUCCUCCCAUCUUUAGUUUCCACUUAGAUCUAAAAAUAAUAUAAUUCUAAACACCUUCAUUUCUCUUUUCCAAUUACAUAAAUACAUAUACAACACACGAUAACUAUAAGUUUCCCUUACAAUAAAAUUUGCUAUGUUUCUCAUAUUAUUCUAUAUAAUUUUCUCUUCAACUAUGUUAGAUUAGCUAUAAACUAAAUUUUAUUCUAAUUCGUGAGAUGGAGAUUAUCCACAGCUAUCCAAAAAUCGCUGGGAUGAAGAUAAAAACUUCCACCCACACAAGGAUGGAGAUUGGAGAGAGUAUAAAUUUAUGUUCAGAUAUAAAUGCGUUAUAACAAAAUCAGACCCAAACCCGUCCAUUCUUAUGCCGAAUUGGAACAUCGAGAAAGAAAGGUAAUUUGUUAAGACUGAAAUGUUAACAAAGAUUAGUAACGUGAUCUAUUGAUAUACAUACAACAAAUCUAUGCGACACACACAUAACUCCGAAUUUUGGUUUUGCGCCAGCUCAGGACAGGAGGAAAGCACAAAGCAGGUAGCCGUGACGAAACGGCAACCGUUUACCGUACAAACAACCAUUGAACGGUCGCGGAAGACGGACGGAGGAGAAAGAAGCCACAAGAAAGAGCAGCGCCACCAAUAAUUGAGAAUUUGAGAUAUUCUCCUUCCCUUCAAUGCCCAGAGUACCACCGCUAAUUUGAUUCCUCGUGUCUUUUAUCUUUCUUUCUCCUUGCUACUUCUUCUUCCUUGGGGCUUCUCUUCGUCGACUUUUUUCGAUUCCAGAACUAAAAACUCGCUGAAACUCGGCCGUCGACUCCUCGCCUCAUCUUGGGCCGUUUCUGGUAACGUUGCCCUCGAAGUCGCAGCCGCGCCGAGUGAGCAGCCAUUUGCCCGACGAAGAAUCAGAAUCACUCAGGUAUCCAUCCGCUGAUUGUGCGUGCUUCGAUUUGCUGUUUCGUAGAUCGUCUUCUUCGCUUUGCUUGAUCUUCGACUUCUGCCUCGAUUUCAACGCCGCCAUUUUUUUUGGAGGAUGUUUAGUGAGCCGCUGAAUCUUUUAGAUCGCUCUAGUUACUGUUUUGCUACGUCUUAGUGAUGCCGUUGUCAAAUUUCUGAGUCGAUGAUAGGUUUUUAUUUCUUUGUUUGGUUUUCUAAUUGAUGUCCAUGGCUGGCCAGCUGCUUGGCCCUGGAUCUUGUAGGGUUGGGUGACGACUAGUGCUGGGUGGUGGAACUAAUGUCUGCAUGGAUAAAAGGCAGCAUAUCGCGAUUUUCACUACUGCUAGCCUUCCAUGGAUGACCGGAACCGCCGUCAAUCCACUGUUUCGUGCUGUGUAUCUUGCCAAGGAUGGGAAAAGAGACGUCACUUUGGUAAUCCCAUGGCUGUCUUUGAAGCAUCAGAAGCUGGUUUACCCGAUUGAUGUUACCUUCAGUUCGCCCUCAGAGCAGGAAGCUUACGUUCGUCAAUGGCUUGAGCAGAGGAUUUCAUUUUCUGCUGAUUUCUCCAUUCGAUUCUAUCCUGGAAAGUUUGCUGUGGAUAAGAGGAGCAUUCUUCCUGUUGGAGAUAUCUCUGAAGUCAUCCCAGAUGAAGAGGCUGAAGUUGCUGUUCUUGAGGAACCUGAGCACCUUACAUGGUUUCACCAUGGCAAGAGAUGGAAAACCAAGUUUAGUCUAGUGAUUGGUGUUGUGCACACCAAUUAUUUGGCGUACGUGAAGAGGGAAAGUAACGGUAGAGUCAAAGCGUUGAUUCUUAGAUAUCUUAACACCUGGGUUGUUGACAUCUAUUGCCACAAGGUGAUUCGAUUGUCUGCUGCAACCCAGGAAUAUCCUAAUUCCAUCAUAUGCAAUGUCCAUGGAGUAAACCCUAAGUUCCUUGAAAUAGGAAAGAAGACAAUCGAGUUACAGCAAUCUAGUAAGAGGGCUUUCAGUAAAGGUGCUUACUACAUAGGUAAAAUGGUCUGGAACAAAGGGUACAAGGAGCUUCUUGACCUCCUCCGGAAACACCAAAAGGAGCUAUCUGGCCUGGAAAUAGAUUUAUAUGGCAGUGGCGAAGAUUCUAAUGAAGUUCAGGAAGCUUUUCAGAAGCUGGAUCUAGUUGUUAGACUUUACCCUGGCCGUGAUCAUGCAGAUCCUGUAUUCCAUGAUUACAAAGUAUUCCUGAAUCCAAGCACCACCGACGUGGUAUGCACAACAACAGCUGAAGCACUAGCAAUGGGGAAGCUCGUCGUGUGUGCUAACCACCCAUCAAACGACUUCUUCAAGCAGUUCCCCAAUUGCUGGACUUACGACGACAGCAAAGGAUUUGUAGAGGCCACCAACAAUGCAUUGAAGGAAGAACCUAGUGAACUCACAGAAGCCCAUAGACAUGAGCUAUCAUGGGAGGCAGCCACUGAACGGUUUCUGAGAGUCGGCGAUCUUCAUGGGGUGGCGGCCAAUUCAAGGAAACUAUCUAGACGUCCUUCAAAGCUCUUAGGGUCCACAUCUCUGAACCUGCAGAGGAACAUGGAGGACGCAUCAGCGUAUGUGCACUAUCUCGCCUCUGGGUUCGAGGCAUCGAGAACAGCCUUCGGUGCGAUUCCAGGGACCCUGCAACCUGAUGAACAGCUGUCUAAGGAGCUGGGCCUGCAGACUGCGGAAACACAGAAGCGUAGCAGUCACAGGUUUAGCUUUUAAUGUUCUAAAGCGGUUUCACCUGCGUCUUCCUGUGGAACAAUUCUGUACAUUAAUGGGGUUUGCUAUUAGACUUGAAUCUUAGUUGUUUGCAUAACUGUGGGCUAGCUAAGGCCAAGGGGUACGUGGGAGGAAAAGGAAGGAUUAGAAAUCAAACAUGGGAUGCAAAUUGCAUAGUAGUUUCUGCAUAUGCCAUUAUAUGUGUUGCUACAUUUGCCUCCCGAUUAUAUGUUUGCUUCAUUUGCCUCCCGAUUGACGUGCCUCCAAGUCCCAUUACCCAAAUCAUGUGUAUGUCGCCUUAUACAUUGACAAAUGAUACCCUAUUCCAGUGUGAAUGACUUUCGCAUUCUGCAGCUUCUGAAGUUCUGAGUCAGUGUGGGCACUUAGAUCUCUAUGAUCGGAUUCAUAACUUGGAUUUGUAAUUUGUUUGGCAAUAUGCAACCCGAACUCAGCCGCCAUAGCUUCAGUUGUUUCAGCCUCCCAUUGGCUCUGCAAUCUUCUUAGCAGCCAUGAGAAGGAAGUGUACCUGAGUUCCACUUAUCUCUUUUCGAAACAGCUUACCAGAUCAAAUUUCCUAUGAGUCCGGCAAACUCAUUCGUACUCACCAAAAAAGUGAAAAACAUGAACGUGCGUCUGCCGAAGGCCACAAAAAAGGGGCACUUUUCAC